AUGCAGCUCAGAGACCUCACCGCCCUGCUGCUUCUAGCUCUAUCGACAGCCCACGCGUCCUCCGUGCAGGCUCGCGAAGCCAUUCCGGCCGAGCUCUCGGCGCGAGCUUGCACCUACAACGGCUGUCAGUGUGUGAGCGGCCUCGCGCAAGGCGUCUACUGCGGCAACUGCGUCGUCGGGGCCGGUACCUACGCCAUCAAGACGAAGCGGGUUCGGACCCACGCUUUCGAGUGCAGCCCCGGUGGAGGAUGUUGCUCGUACGGGGCUGCGAGCGACUGCGGCACGAGCAGAGCGAGAUGCCGGAGCGGUUCGGCGAACUGA
Molecule: messenger RNA, 321 nt
Organism: Colletotrichum destructivum
Lineage: Eukaryota; Fungi; Ascomycota; Sordariomycetes; Glomerellales; Glomerellaceae
Exons: 1
Coding region: 1-321 (106 amino acids)
Source: RefSeq, a predicted model, not a curated record